This is a messenger RNA of Mytilus trossulus (common blue mussel), 7546 nucleotides long. RefSeq lists its product as uncharacterized. NCBI's taxonomy places the organism in Eukaryota, Metazoa, Mollusca, Bivalvia, Mytilida, Mytilidae. The record is from RefSeq and is a predicted model, not a curated record. The transcript is spliced from 22 exons. Gene Ontology annotation, molecular function: protein binding. Bases 75 to 7415 code for a protein of 2446 amino acids.
CCAUAUUAGAACGCCAUUUAUAAGGACCGGUUUUAUAAGUUAUAUACUACAUCUCCUUAUUUUUUUAAAGACUCAUGGAUGAUCUGACAUUUGGUGAAAAGCUAAAAAGAGCACUUAAUACGAACGAUGCUGAGGAACUUCUCCGUUUAUGUUGUGAUAGUUCAAAAAGGAAGGAUAUUUUGGAUUUUGAAGACGAUGCUGGACAUUGUUUAUUGCAUCGGGUUUCUGGUUCUGGUACCGUUGACGUUAUGCGAACGUUGAUGAACAUGGGUGCUGAUGAAAAUGAGGAUGUUUGCAAUGAAUUCGAAACCUGGUUACAAACUGCCUGUUCCCAUGGUAACACAGAUGUCGUGAACUUUUUUUUACGAACUGACGAAGGCUUAAAGGAUGAGGCGUCACAAAUUGAAUACAACGACUGUUUUCAACUGUUUUAUUUUGCUGCAAAAUCUGGUAACAUUGAAACAAUAAAAGAUUUACAGAAAAAUAGCCAAUUAGAUAUUAAUCAAGUUUUUUCAGAUGGACGUACUGCAUUAUUGAUGCUCGUGAAAAAUAAUGACCCAAAGGGCGUUGACAUUUUAUGUCAAUGUGGAGCUGAUGUGAAUGUUGGAACGUUCUAUCGAUCUGGAUUUAAAGCUAUCCAUAUAGCUGCAAGAGGUUUCAGGGAUUGUGCAGAAAUGAUCCAGAUACUUUUAAAGUAUGGUGCGAAUGUAAAUGAACCGCUUAUUAGAAAUAACCUCAACCAGCAACCUCUGUUUAUGGCUUUAAAAGCGGGUAAUGAAAGAAAUGCUAGAGUGCUAUUUGAGCAUGGCGCUGAUAUAUCUUUUAAGGGAGAAACUUCGGAAACUCCGGAAGACACAAUUGGGUGUUUUUGCUUAGCGAUAAAGCAAUGUCCGGCUCUUGUUCCAGACUUUAUCAAACGUGGUGCAAACCUGUACGAGAGGCACAACAAAAAGUCAGUUCUGAUGAUUGCUUUAGAUAGUAACGCAGGAAGUGUAGCUAUUGAGGCUUUAGUUAAAGCUGGUGCAAAUUUAAAGUUUGGAAGAGAUGGCAAAAAUGUGAUACAGUGCUGCAAACAUUAUGACCAGCUGAAGUCAUUUCGUAAUGCUGGAAUAUCUGUGCACGAGAUGGAGUCCACUUACAAAGUACCUACAUUAGGAUUGGCUUUGAGUACUUGGUUUAGUUAUAAUAUAUGUACUGUUGGACGAUCGGAUCUGGAAAUCGAGAAUGGGGAAUUAGAAUUGAUUAAAAAUGAGGUAGCGGAUUUAGUUUUAAACGGUGCCAAUCCAGAUAUGUCAACAGAGGAAUGUGAUUUACCGUUAAUUACAGCCGUCAAAAAUCGUCUACAAGGUGUCUUCGAAAUAUUAAUAGCUGCAGGUGCCAACAUACAUCAACUUGGAAAAGAUGGCAAUUCAGCUGUCCAUGUGUGCUGCAUUGAGUCAAACUGGAGUUUUUUGGAAAUACUGCUUACAACUGAUAUUGACCUAAAUAAAGCCAAUGCAAAAGGAAACUAUCCUCUAGAGCUUGCUAUCCGAGGAAGACAAUACGCAAGACUUUACAUGCACACAGGUUUUGAGAGGUUUAACACAGCAUAUGUAAAUAAAACCAUCGUGUCGGAAGAAAUAAUCACAAAAAUGCUAAAUAAAGGAGCGAAUCCAAAUUUAACCGAAAGUGGUAAAAAUUCUCCUUUGAUUUUAGCUAUAUUGAAAAGAUUAGACAAAAUUGUCGAAGUGUUACUUCAUGCUGGUGCUGAUGCAUCUCAUAUUGGUGAAAAAAAGUCUACUACAUUUGAAUCUUGUUUUAAGCCUGGCCCUAACCCAAAGAGUAUAGACACACUGAAAAUACUUAUAGAAAAUGGAAUGCCACUGAACAAGCCAAAUUCGGGAGGGAAGUAUCCUCUUGAAUUAUUGAUCGACAAAAAUCGUGAUUGUACUUACUUUUUACUGCUACUUUCUAACGGAGCCGAUCCAAAUAUAAUAGCAAAGGGAAAUUCUGUUUUAAUGAAGACGGUUAAAUUGGGAAUGUAUGAUGUAUGCAUAGCUCUGUUAGAUGCAAAUGCUGACAUUGGCAGAACAGAUGAAGAUGGCUUUACCGCAUUUGAUAUUUUGACAAGUCAAUUAAAAGAACUCAGUUCUUUGUAUCACCCACGUAAAUAUCAAGGUUCAGCAGUUAAACUUUUCGAGACAUUUGUUUUGGCUGGAAUUGACGUAAAUCAACAAAACAUGUUUGGAACAUAUCCAUUAUUUUUGGCUAUUUCUCUUGGUGCAGAAGGUGUUGUAAAAGUUAUAUUAGAAAAAGGAGCAGAUGUUAAUAUUGUGAAUGAUAAUGGAAAAACACCGUUGUUUGAGUCUAUCUUUCAUGAAUUGGAUGACAUUGUAAAAGUUCUUCUUCAUGCUGGAGCAAAUGUGAAUCAAAUCUGCAACGCAAAAACUGAACAUCAUGCCGGAAACGGACGAGUAUACACUUCGCUCGACCAUUGUGUAUUGAAGUCCAUGGAAGACAUUUCAGAACAACAGACUGAGAUGUCUAUUCUUGCGAAAUUAUUAGAUAACAAGCAAAUGUCAUUGGAGAAAAGAAGAUAUUUUGUGAGUUUACUUUUGGAGUUUGGCGCAGAUCCUAAUUUAGAAAAAUAUGGAAAAGAUUCUUGUCUGAUGCUAGCUGUGCAUCAUGGCGAUCCCACUAUGGUGAAGACUUUACUUGAGGCACAUGCAGACAUAAAUCACAUAGGAAACAAGGGAUACACUGCUUUGCAUGUCUUUUUCUUGAAUAUCAAUAAAUCAGUAAACGCAUCAUACAGAACAAUACUAGAAGGAGCGUAUAUUGAUGAAAGUUUUGAAGAUGAGUCGUCCGUUCCGGAGUCUGGUACACCAAGUAACGUAUCGUUCAUUCUCAAAAUUUUACUUGAGUAUGGUGCACACACUGAUGUAUCGUCCCUUGAUGGAAACUUACCAAUACACAUAGCUCUUUCAAAUUGCAAGACAUGUUAUGACUUUGAAAGUAAUCUAGGUGACAUAAUGAAGCUGAUAGACCUAACUAAAGAUAUAAAUAUCCCAGACAAGAAUAGGAGUACACCAUUUCUAGAUAUCACCAAGUUUUGCAGUCUAGACGUUAUGAAAAAGAUGGUUGAAUUAGGAGCAGAUUUAAAGUCAAAAGGAACUAAUGGAAAAACUGCUCUUCAUGUCGUCAUAGAAAAGAAGAUGUUCAGCAGAGAUAUUUUCUCGUUUCUCUUGAUAAAUGGGGCAGAUAUCAACGCCAUUAACGACUUAGAGGAAACGCCAUUGAUUUCUUGUAUAAAAAGAGGAUCGACGUAUGCGAGUGUUGAAAACAUUGUAUUCCUGUUGGAAAAUGGUGCUAAGGCAAAUCUUUGUGCCGAUGAAUCGAACUCUGCAUUAUUAGAUGCAAUUUUAUUUGAAUCUUUUAAUGUUGCUUCGGUUUUGAUAGAUCAUCAGGCCAACUUAAAUCAUAUUGGAGAAAAUGGAAAUACAGUACUUCAUGCUGUUUUCUCGAAAGAAUACAGACGCACGAUACAUCACUACUCAUAUGUCGAUGAUAACACCUUGUGUAACUCAGAUGAUGACACAAAAUAUGCUGGUUUCAAACAUUUAGACAGAUCAUCCAAAUCAGAUGUCGGGAAAAUGAACAGAGAUACUAACAUUACUUCUGUGGUAGGAGUAAAGAAAAGACACGGAAAAAAAUUUCUUGAAACGUUAGAAGUCGUCGAAAAACUCGUAGACGCAGGAGCAUGUUUAAAUAUUGCUAACAAAGAUGGGAAAACACCUCUUUGUUGUCUCAUUGAGAACCAGAGUAAGGAAACCAUUGAAACAGUUCUGCCAUAUCUUCUAGAAACGGGAUCUGAUCCUAACUUUGGAGAAGCUCUACCAUUAAUUGCCGCUGCAUAUUUAAAUCAACAAAGGACAACAACAAUGCUCCUGGAGCACGGUGCAAAUGUUGAUGGGAUGAAUUCCCAAGGAAAUACAGCGCUUACAACGAUCUUAAAUGAUUACUGUGACUCAACAAAAGGAUCUAGGGAAGGAAUCGUAGAUAUACUACUGAAAGGAGGAGCCUCUGUUACUCUUACAGACGGAAAUGGAAAACCACCAUUGUUACUAUUAAUCAAUUCUGUAAAACAGUCUGGAAAUUAUUGUUAUGGAUACACUAAUUGGGAUAAAUUAGUCAGUCAGACUGCUUUAAAACUGAUCGAUAAGGGAGCAAACCCAAAAGCUACACCAUUUGGUGAAGAUUCUGCGUUGAACCUAGCAGUAGAAAAUAUGCUGUCAACCGUUGUUAAAAUGCUUUUGGAAUUAGGAGCAGAUAUUCAUCACCUUGGGAAAAAUGGGCAAAAUGUUUUACAUUGUUACUUCCGUUUGAAUGUUUCAGAAAUUUAUCAGAACUAUUAUGGAGGUUCAAAAUCUUUAGAAAUACUGGAAUUACUUUUGUCAAAAUAUUCAAAUGUUAAUCUUCAAGAUGAUGAAGGAGCUACUCCGUUGCACAUGGCAAUAACAAAUCAGAAUAUAGAAGGUGUGAAGAAACUACUAUCUGCACGUUCAGAUAUUUUGCUACAAGGAAAGGAUGGGUUAAAUGCGUUUGAGCUGUGUUUAAAGUUUGGGACGAAUCGAAACGAUUGCUUGAAAAUUUUAGAUGUGCUUACUGAUCAUGCACCCUUGGACAAGACUGCUGAUGUCUUUUUCAGUAAAUUUUGGGAAUACAUUAAAUCAAAUGAUUCAGUGCAUGCUGUUGGAAACAAGCAAACACUUGAUAGUGUUACAUGUAAGAUUUUGAAUACAAAAGAAGAUGUUAAUGUUAAUUUAGCAAACACUUUUGACGACUCACCACUUAUUUACUUUUGCCGACUGGGAUGCCUUCAGUCUAUAAGGAUGUUAUUGGUCCACAAAGCAGAUGUAGACCAUCAAGGGAAAAGAAGAAUGACUGCACUACACCACAUCACUUAUUUGACAGACUAUGAGCAUGCUGCUUUAAUAUUCGAGUGUUUGCUUGGUGCAAGUCCAAGAUUAGACAUUUGUGACGACUUGAAUCAGACAGUAAUGAAGAGGACCAUUGAUAUGUUAUGUGGAAAGAGAGCUGGCUAUUGGAAUUCGGAAUACUAUUAUGAUCCCAGUAUGAGUUUAUAUCAUGUAUAUGAUAAACAUAAAUAUUUUAGCAAAUAUGUUCAGAAAAUGUUAAAGGUUGGUGCAAAAACAGAUCAAAAUGAUUUGAAUAAUGCAUUAAUUAUGUGUGCCCAGAUGAGUGAUUUCACCGGGAUUAUUUGUCUUAUACGCUAUGGUGGUGACUACUGUAAAAAGGAUGGGAAUGGAAAGUCUAUCUUACAUUUGUGUUGGUCAAAUCCUUUAGAUGGUGCAUUGGAGUUUUUGCAGAACUUUGUUGAUACCGGACAUUCAUUGAUUAGUAUCGAUUCGGUAAAAAAUUCGAUCUUGAUGUCAUUGUUGUCUGAAGUGACACGUGCUUGUAGGUAUCAAGAAAGGGAUGAAACAAUAGCACAUAUAGUUUCAUUUCUUAUUCAAAAUGGAGCAUAUAUCGUGAAAAAUAAAGACGGAAACGGACCACUACAUUUAGCUGCUAUGAAUGGCUACCUUGCAACUAUAAAAGUACUUUUGCAAUUAGGCAAGGAUUCAAUAUUUGACAACAACAACGCAGGAGAUACAGCAAUUCAUAUAUGUUUGAAAAAUCCGAAGGCGAAUGUAUGCAAAAUUAUCGAAAAGAUGUUAGAAAAUCAAACUUCAAACCUGUGUCUGAAUUCAAACGGAGAAUCUCCACUGUACCUUGCAACAGCUGUUUGGCUAAGGCAAUUAAGUGACGUUUCUUCAUUAACAUCUCGUUUGGUGACAUCAUUACUUGAAUAUGGGGCUAAUCCUAAUGAUCACACGCAAAAUCAAAUACCUUUGUUGUCUGCUAUUGAAGCGAACGAUAUCCAGACGGCGACCCUCCUAUUGAAAGCUGGAGCAAACAUCAAUGCAACAAACCAUAAAGGAAUGUCAGCACUCCAUACUAUUUUUGUACCUCAAAGUCAAAAAGAAAACUAUCUUCGUCUGACACAACUUCUGUUUGAAAAUGAAAUCAAUGUAAAUUUGGUUGAUACAGAUGGGAAAUCUGCAUUAUUUUACUUGUUUGAAAAGUACAAUGGAAAUUAUCACACUGACUCAGAUGUUAAAAUAUUCAAAGACAUUUUCAAUGGUUUUUUUAAGCAUGGCGCAGAUCUUAAUAUUUGUGACAACCUGCAGGAGACCGUUUUGAGCAGUUUCUGUUCUUCUGGGAAAGUUGUAGACAUAGCGGAAGUUUUGUUAGAAAACGGGGCGGACCCGAAAUUUGGAUACUGUAUUCAACAUUCUUUGCGGAAUUGUAGAAGUUUUUAUGAAAAUGCUGAUUCCUGGAUUUCUUUCAUACAUUCGUUGCUGCUGAAGGGGGCUGAUCCAAACAAGCAUAAAACAGAUGGGUCUAACUUAAUUGACUGUGUCCAGUAUCAAAACAGCUAUCUUGUUGAAGAGAUUAUCCUGUUUGGAGCUGAUAUUAAUUUUGCUGAUGGCAUGAAGAAAACUGCUUUACACUAUGCUUGUAUACGAGGUCAGGUCAGGGACAGACAUGAAAUUACAGCACUGUUGGUGAAACAUGGAUCUAAUUUAAAUGCAACAUCUACGAAUGGCGAAAAACCUCUUGAUGUUUUAGUGCAGAACAUGAUCAAAAACAUGAGAAAUAUUGAUGUAAAAGAAGCAAAGGAAGAACAAUGUGGCUUACUUACGAUAGACCUUUCGCUCUUGAAUUUACUGGUUCGCGGAGGUGCAGAUUUGUGUCCUUCGAUGCUUGAUACAAUCGAUGCAAAAAUCGGGGAGCUUUCCACUGAAACAAUGCAGAUACCAGAUAAAAAUACAAGUCGGUCAGCGCUGUUCAUGUUAAUAAGUAAUGGACUCUUCAAAACUGCAGAGUAUUUGCUACAUAGUGGAUGGGAUGUGGAAAAGGAAGAAUGGUUUGAUGCCUUUGAUGUCUCAAAGCUUGAUCUAGAAAAUGUAACAGUAGAAUGCAACAUCCACAAGAGAUAUGAAAAUGAAACUAGAAAAGCAGAGUUUCAAUCAUUCUUGGAGAGUAUUGACACAGGUCCAAAAUCCUUAACAAAUAUAUGCAGGAAUGCAAUUCGACAUCAACUGUCAACGGUUUCGAAUGGUUCUGAGAUUGAAACAAAGAUUUCAGCACUUCCGCUUCCGUCAAAAAUCAAAUGCUUCUUAUCUUUGAAGGAAUUUAUGAACGACAUAGAGAAUAUUGUGAUUGAAAAGAUGGUGUUGGACAGGGUCGCUCGAUAUGAUUCAGAUGACUAUUAUGGUGACUACUAUGAUGACUCUGACUCUGAUGAUGACUAUUAUUAUGGUUGCUAUGAAGACAGUUAUGAUGUCUACUAUGAUUCAGAUUGGUAAUGAAAUAGAAAAAGGAUGCAUGACAUACAACAGAUAAAGUCGACAUACUAAUUUGUAGAAUUAGUAUUUUGUGAAAUUUAGCUUAAUGUAAAUCCUCGUGACAGUAAUUGUUUUUGUCGUCUUUUUUUAGU